AUGGCAGCUGUUACCCCAAGGAAAAGGAAGCAACAUUCUUUUAACUUUGACAGCCUAUUAUCAGACAUUCCAUCAAAGAAAUUAAUAUUGGACUUUACUGAAAAUAUAUUUCUACCGCCUAAUAAAAAGCACAUUCUCCAAAGCAGUGAUAAAAAUGAAGAAAAGAUGCGUUGCUUUCAAAAAGACCAUUUCAUUUCAAGUUCCCUUAAUACCACAUCGUGUCCAACAACUAGAAAAAAUAGAUUGCCAUCUGCAAAUCAAGGUUCACCAUUCAAAUCUGCUGUGUCCGCAGUAUCCUUUUACAACAGAGAUAAGUGGUACCUCAAUCCUUUGGAGAGAAAGCUGAUAAAAGAGAGUAGAGCCACUUGUCUAAAAACUAGUAAUGAAGAGAAAUCUUUUCCCAGUGUGAUGGAAAAACUUCAGGGAAAACCUGUCUGCUCUAAGAAGAUGAACAAAAAACCACAGAAGAGUUUAACUGCUAAGCAUCAACCAAGUUAUAAGUGCAUCAAGCCUGUAUCAAGGAAUUCUAAAAAUUCCAAGCAAAAGAGAGUGGCUUAUAAGCCAAUUGUUGAGAAAGAGAAUAAUUGUUAUUCAGCUGAAAACAAUCAGAAUGCUCCUCGUGUUCUAAGCCAAAAAAUAAAACCACAAGUUACACUCCAGGGGGGAGCAGCAUUUUUUGUUAAUAGAAAAAAAUCCUCCCUUAGAAAAUUGUCUCUGGAAAAUAAGUCAUUACUGGGACUUACUGGAAAGAAUAAAUCAGAAGUGAUUGAAGAUUCUGAUGUAGAGACUGUCCAUGAGAGAAAAACUUUUGAGACAAGGCAAGUUCCUAAGUUCUUGCUACAAGAAGUGAACGUGGAGCUGCUGAGUGCAAGAAGUAAAAACGAAGAGAAAUUAAUAAAGAAUUUAUCAGGUGGAGUAGUUUCUUCAAGACAGUGUAAACUUGAUGAAAAUAAGUGUUUAACUUUAGAGGAUAAUCUCACUGAGAAUAAGGCAGCUUCUCCUGAGUCCAUUAUCUACCCCAUUUUCAAUGUGUCUUCAGUCAAUACAAAAAGAUCUCUAGCUGAAGAGCAGUCUUCCGUGGGCUGCGUUUUAUCUACCAACUUCUUGAAACAGACCAGUACACAGAAAAAUGCCAGAGAUACAAAUAAAGAAAUAAAAGACCAGUUCAUCAUUGAUGCAGGUCAGAAGCAUUUUGGGGCUACAAUAUGUAAGUCUUGUGGCAUGAUCUAUACUGCUUCCAACCCUGAAGAUGAACUGCAGCAUGUUCAGUAUCACCAGAGAUUUCUGGAGGGAAUUAAAUAUUCAGGUUGGAAGAAGGAACGUGUAGUAGCAGAGUUUUGGGAUGGAAAAAUUGUGUUGGUCCUGCCACAUGAUCCAAAUUAUGCUAUCAGAAAGGUAGAAGAUGUCCAAGAACUUGUCGACAAUGAAUUAGGAUUCCAUCAAGUUACUCCUAAGUGUCCAAACAAAAUCAAAACUUUUCUCUUUAUAUCUGAUGAAAAGAAAGUAGUUGGGUGUUUAAUAGCAGAGCCUAUCAAACAGGCUUUCCGUGUCCUAUCUGAACCAAUUCGCCCAGAAUCCUCAAGCUCUAAAGAAAGUCACAGGGCUUGGCAAUGUUCAAAUGUACCGCAACCUGCAGUCUGUGGGAUAAGUAGAAUCUGGGUCUUCAGACUAAAGAGAAGAAAGCGCAUUGCAAGACGACUAGUAGAUACUCUGAGGAAUUGCUUCAUGUUUGGCUGUUUUCUCAGCACUGAUGAAAUUGCAUUUUCUGACCCAACCCCAGAUGGCAAAUUAUUUGCAACCAAGUACUGCAACACUCCUAAUUUCCUUGUGUACAAUUUUAGUAGUUAA
This is a messenger RNA of Orycteropus afer afer, 1848 nucleotides long. RefSeq names its product establishment of sister chromatid cohesion N-acetyltransferase 2 (gene ESCO2). The transcript has 10 exons. Lineage: Eukaryota; Metazoa; Chordata; Mammalia; Tubulidentata; Orycteropodidae. Gene Ontology annotation, biological process: mitotic sister chromatid cohesion. Gene Ontology annotation, molecular function: protein-lysine-acetyltransferase activity. Gene Ontology annotation, cellular component: nucleus; chromatin. The coding region runs from base 1 to 1848 and encodes 615 amino acids. The record is from RefSeq and is a predicted model, not a curated record.